Macrosteles quadrilineatus (aster leafhopper) is the source of this 5933-nucleotide messenger RNA. Its product is annotated as histone-lysine N-methyltransferase SETD2-like. Gene Ontology annotation, molecular function: histone H3K36 methyltransferase activity; protein binding. Gene Ontology annotation, cellular component: nucleus; chromosome. The record is from RefSeq and is a predicted model, not a curated record. Gene Ontology annotation, biological process: regulation of DNA-templated transcription. The coding region runs from base 153 to 5408 and encodes 1751 amino acids. The transcript has 18 exons. NCBI's taxonomy places the organism in Eukaryota, Metazoa, Arthropoda, Insecta, Hemiptera, Cicadellidae.
CAUGGCUGCUUCUACCAGAAUUACACUGCACUUGAUUCUACCUAAAAAUGAAGAGAGAAUGAACCAAACUUUAUAAUUUAAUCGUUAUUUUAGUUGUAAUGAAUUACAAGGUAUCAGAUUGACAGAAAAACAAAACCACUAAACAAGGAGCAAUGGCACGGAGGCGGAAAAGUACGGGAAAUGCAAAACCGAAAACGGAAUCCAGGAAUUCCCCAGUUGAAGUUAAUAAUAUAGAAGACGGGGAGAAAAAUGCAAUUAAUAGCAAUGUAUCUCCUUGUUCUUCUAAGCUUAAACAAGAAAGUCAUAAUCAAAUCUUAUCUGAUAAAAAUAAUGAAAACAGCACCAAUAAAGAUCAGAGCAAAAAUAAUUUAAUGCCGUUAGAUAUUCAACAAAUGAUUUUAGGAGAUCUUCAAAAUGUGGGACGUGGGGAUGAAAUUAUUGUAAGUAGAGAAGAAGCUGGUGACCUUUCCGAGGAUACAGGUGAAUUUGUUUGCGAAAUGGAAGCAGAAGUGGAAACUACUAGGUUAGAAGAAUAUGAAAUUCACACAGAAGAAGAUGAAGAAGAAGAAUUGGUUUUGAUGAAUGAUGACGAUGACGGUGAAGAAAAUCAGUAUGUAAUUGUGAUCAAUAAUACCGAUGAUGAAGGGUUUGAGGUGACCGACGAAACAAGCCAGGAAAUCGUAAGCAUCCACAAUUUAGCCGAUUUACAAGAAGGAUCUUGUGAAAUAAUUACUGUUGUGAGAGAAAGUGAUUACGACAGUAGUCAGGAGUCUGUAGACGGAGCCGAGGAGAGUUGUGGUGAACAUAAUAUCAACGCAGUUAUAGGUACUGUGGAUGGAAUACACUGUGUAAACUUUUCACAGUACCAGUCUGACGACGAGAACUCUAACCAUGAAGAAAAUUUAGAAAAUCAAGAUAUUCAAAUCAUAGAACAUGAAUCAGAAGUUAUUCAUUUGAAUAAUGGAAGUGGCUUUGCUGAAGAUCAAGAAAUUAAAGUUAUAGAAAUAUCUCGGCCAGAUGUUGAAUUGGCUUGUGUUCACGAUAAAGAGCAUACCAGUAAAAGCCCUGAUGAAAGAUCUAGCAAUUUUCAAAAGUAUGAAAUUGAUGAAGACAAUUCAAUUGCUGAAUCUAAAAUGCAAGUUGAUGAAACAUCUCACAAAAUCGAAAUAGAUGAUGUUAAUUGUAAUGAAGGUGUUCAAUUAGAAUUAUCAAGUGAAUGCAAAGAUGAAAGUUUAUCAAAUAGUUUAUCCCCAAUAGUAAAUAGGACUAAAUUAGAAUCCUUAUCCGACAGUGAAAAAGAUAAGUUCCUUAAUAGUAUCAACACCCCUUCAAUUUCCGAGGUAAAAAAUGAACAAAUUGUUACUGUUGAUAAGGAAAAAAAAUCUAAAAGUAAGGACAUCCAACCACCAGAUAGUAGUAGGUCUAAGAGAAUUAGAGAAACAAGAAGAGGAAGGGGUAAAGCAAAAUCAAGUACAAAUCAAAAUUCUAAUUCUAUAAGAUUAGAUUCAGAAAAUGAAAUGUCAUCCGUAAAAGUGGAAUCUAGCGCCAACAGCAAAAGGUUUAUUGGCAACAUUCAAGAACACAAAGUUACUAGCAAUUGCCUGACUUCUGAAAUUGUAUCUUGUGCAAAUUCACCUGUGGACAAUUUAGAUUCUACAAUUCCUAAAAAAGAAAAUGUCUCCAGUUCUUCCAGUGAGUUUUUUGUAAGUCAAACACUUAACGAUAGAUCAGAUUCAAAGCAAGAUUCAAUCAAAGAAGAACCUGUGUCAAGGGAAGAAGAUGAUAAACAAAAUUCGUUCCGCAGUCGAAGUGGAAGCACAGACACAACAGGUUCGGAAAGUGGUUCUAACUCCAGUUCGAGUCGGAGGAGAAGUGGCCGAAUUCGUUCAAUCGGUAUUUCAAAACAUGAGCAUUUAAAGCCUGCUGGUGUAUCUUCAGUGCCUGUCGUAACGAGCACUACCACUCCUCCAGUCCCUGGGUAUGAGCCAGAUAAACCUGUGAAGGUGAAGUCACGCUGGAGGAGAUCUAGUGAGUUGGAGAUGGGCUCAAGCAACCGACGCCAACAGGAACCUGAGGUGAUAAACUCCGUUUUCCGUCUAGCAGACAUACCGGAGAAUAUCGCUACACCUCCUCAUAGACCUUCUCAGCCCACAACUCCUCCCGAUACUCCACCACCUGACAAAGAUGUGGAAGAUAUCCUUGCUCAAUUCCAACAAUUGGAUAGCAACGAAUACCUCACUGAAAGGUUAAAGAGCAAAGAAGCCAAGAGGAUGGUAUGUGAUUGCACGUUGACCAAAGAGGAAAUAGCAAGAGGAGACAUGGGAUGUGGCGAAGACUGCCUCAACCGACUGCUAAUGAUCGAGUGUGGUGCUAGAUGCAUGCUUGGAGAACGUUGUGCCAACAAGAGGUUCCAAAAUUUGGAAUAUGCUAAGUGUGAAGUGUUCAAAACAGAGCUUAAAGGAUUUGGACUGAAAGCUCUAGAGGAUAUUCCUAUAGAUACUUUUUUGUUGGAAUAUGUUGGGGAAGUACUGGAUCCUAAGGAGUUUCGGAGAAGGGCCAAAGACUACGCUAAAGACAAAAAUCAACAUUUCUACUUUAUGGCUUUAAAAUCGGACUCCAUAAUUGAUGCUACUCAGAAGGGGAACAUAUCACGGUUCAUCAACCACAGCUGUGAUCCAAAUGCGGAAACCCAGAAGUGGACCGUUAAUGGGGAACUGAGAGUUGGAUUUUUUAGUAAAAGGCAAAUCUCUGCCGGUGAAGAAAUCACGUUUGACUAUCAGUUGCAGCGCUAUGGUAAAGAAGCGCAACGUUGCCACUGCCAGACAGCUCAGUGUCGAGGCUGGAUUGGUGAAGACCCGGAGAAAGAAAACAAGUGGUCUGAUAUCACCGGGAAAAGCAAAGAACGGAAAGAAAAGGAGAGGAAGAAGAAAGAGGAUAGGAGAAAAGAAAAAGACAUGUUAAAUGAUAUUGAUCUGGAAGAGGAGAUAGAGAAGCUGGUGCUGAAAAACCGAGCCCAGACGUUGCUGCUGUGUCGGCUGAUGGUCCGAGCCGAGGACCACGAACCGCGCGCUCAGCUGCUCAAUAUUCUGCGGCUCGGAGAGACUGCGUGUCUGAGACUGUUCCUGGACUACCACGGACUGAGGCUCAUCUGGAGCUGGAUGAUGGAUCCGGCCACCGACUCUCGACUCAAGAUUGACAUUUUGGAAACUCUGGCCAAACUACCCAUACAAAACAAGACGAUGCUGCAAGACAGCAAGGUUCUGAGUGUGGUGGAAAAAUGGUCGACCAGCGGACAGGCUGUGACUGAAGCCAAAGACAGAAGUUCAACGGAAGAUGAAUCGGACAAAGCAGAUACGGAAAACCCAACCAAGGGGAGUGAACCGGAAAAGAAUUCUGACGACUCCAAUCAAAUCAAAUUGGAAGAAACAGAAGAGCAAAAAGAGAGUAACAGGAAGAAAAUUGUUGAGCUUGCAAACUUUUUGUUACAAGAGUGGGCGUCCUUGAAAGAAGUGUUUAGGAUACCAAAGAAGGAGCGCAUCGAACAAAUGAAGGAGCAUGAGAGGGAAGCGGAUCGAAUAGUAUGCAGAGAUAGCUCCGUUGAAAGUAAAGACAAAUCAUAUGAGAGACAUUGGAGCCGAAAUGAUUACGACAGGCGAGAGAAGGACAAAGAUCGUAAACGGGGAAGAGGAGAUUCCCCCGACUCUGAUAAAUCAAGAAAAGCUGCCAAAACCGACGACAGACAAUCUCACCUGAGCAAAUUGGAGAGAAGACAGCUGUUUGCCAUCAAAGCUGCUCAGGAAGAGGAAGAAAGGCUGAGACGGCAACAGGAGAAUAUGUGGCAGGAGCAAGUUCAACUGGCGGCCCAGGAGUUGGCAGCUCAACAAGCUAACAACUUUGCUCCUCCAGGCUUUCCUCAGCAUCAGUGGAUGCCUUAUCCACCUGAUGGGAACAUGCUACCUCAGCAGCAUAUGGAAGGACAGCCCAUGUUUGGCCCAGGUCAACCUCCGCCUUUCUUCAACCAGAAUGGACCUCAUCCUCCGUUCUUGGAUCCCAACCACAACUCCUUCCACAACAUGUUCGCUCACCCUCCUCCGCUGCCUAAACAACCCCUGUUGCCCACUCCCAACCAUCAAUCUUUAUUAAGUAAUCCUCCUUUGCCUAAUCAACCUCUCAUCCCUAAUCAACCUCUAAUCCCUAAUCAACCGAUGUUGAACAAUCCUCCUCUGCCGAGUCAGCCAUUUAUACAAAAUCAGAUUAUGACGCCUCCGCUUCCGAAUCAACCUCACCCAAUGAAUAUUCCUUUCCAACCUCCAUUACCCAACCAACCGCCUCCGUCCCAACCAGUCACGUAUCCUGUACACGAGGUUAGUGCUCCUCAGCAAUUCCAGAAUGUACCUCAACCGCAGUUUUCCCAGCCCCCGCCUUUCACCUCCCAACCGCCUCUUCCUACUCAAGCUCCUACUCCUAAUCCUGUUCCUGUUUUCCAGGCGUCACUCCCUGCGCAGUUCCCCACCACGGCCGUUGUGCCGGUCACCACUGCUGCAGCCUCUCCCGUUCCUUUGUACCUUCCUGUCAAAUUGCCUCCUAAGUGGAAGAGUGCGAAGGACGCGGAGGGUCGCACAUACUACUAUCAUGUCAAGACAAGGGUGUCUCAGUGGGAACCGCCGUUGUGGGACUACCAGCAACAGACGGUCGUUCAAGAGUCUGAGUCGGAGAGCGACUCGUCGGACAGCGAAGAUGAAGAUUCAUCGUCGGCUGAUGAGAAGGAAGACGAGGAUAAGAUGGAGGAGGAGGUAGAACAAACUGAAGUUAUGAACGACGAUGACCUCGGCUGUGAAGAGUUAGCCGAUUCUCCGUAUGAACCUGAGACCAUGGAGUUACUAGAAGACAUCGAGGAGGAUCCUAAGAAGAAGCGGAAAGAUGUUUUAGUUCAAGAAAGAAUCAUCAGUCCAAGAACUGCUGAUGAAAUCCCCGACAAAAUUGAUAAGAAGAAAAUCCGUGAACUUAAGGAAAAGUUACGCCGUCAAAAAGCCAAAGAAAAACUACGUCAAAAGCAAAAGAACAAAUCUAAAAACCGAAGUGGAACUAGUAAGUGUGAAGCGGACACUUCCAGUGAGCCGGGGAGGAAGAUCAAAGAUGCAUUCAGACUGAAUAUGGCCGGAGUGAUUGUGCAUUAUCUCAAUGCAUACAGGAAGCCUGACUGCAAGAUGGGUAAAAUAUCCAACACGGAGGACUUUAAACACCUGGCAAGGAAGCUGACACAUUUUGUGAUGCUCAAAGAGCUGAAACACUGUCGCAGCGUAGACGAGUUGGAAUGUAAUGAUAAUGUUAAACACAAAGCUAGAGACUUCAUCAAGAAGUACAUGUCUAAGUUCGGGACAACGUAUUCACGACCCGAUGACGAUUGACCUUCAAUACUAGACUUAGUUCCUUCUGCCCCUUGUACAAACUUGUAAUAUAUUGUGUUCAUUUUUUUAUCAGACGCUUAUACCACUUUGUAAUUUACAUCGAUGCAUGGCAAUUUUAUCAUGAAACCAAUAUACUGUUUCUGUUCAGCAUGGCAUUUUUACCAGACGUUGUUUUAUAAAUUGUUUUUUGAUCAAUGUUAUUUAUUAAGUAUUUAUAAAUUAUUAGGACGAUCAUUUUGUUACAGUUAUCAAUUAAGAAUAAGGUUUUUGUUGUUUGUAAUAUUUGUAAAUAUGUGCAUGUGUGAACUGAAGACUCGUCAUCAUGUUUUUAUAAUAUAAUUAAAAAUUCAUCUGUGUAAUUAACACUUUAUUUGUAUUAAAUACAUUUUUAUAAUGUUUACGGUAUUUCUUUCAAUGAAAAUGUUAUGUAUAUUUUUCCACUAGGCACAGUAGGUCGUUGUGAAUUGAUUGACUAUACAGUAUCUAUUAAGUCAUAUUUCAUGAGAAAUAUAUAUUUUAAUCAAA